This is a messenger RNA of Trichosurus vulpecula (common brushtail), 1286 nucleotides long. Its product is annotated as myeloid cell surface antigen CD33-like. The transcript is spliced from 6 exons. The record is from RefSeq and is a predicted model, not a curated record. The coding region runs from base 1 to 1086 and encodes 361 amino acids. NCBI's taxonomy places the organism in Eukaryota, Metazoa, Chordata, Mammalia, Diprotodontia, Phalangeridae.
AUGGAACUCCUCCUCCUGCUGCUGCUGCUGCUCCAGUUCGGGGAAGGGUCCUUUUCUCAACAGAAGCAAGAGUUUGGGAUUCAUAUCCAGAAGAGAGUGACCGUGCAGGAGUGGCUGUGUGUCUCCAUCCCCUGUUCUUUCUACUAUCCUCCAAAAUACAAGAAUAAUGACACAGGCCAUGGAUACUGGUACCACAGAGAAUUCUUAAACACACCCGUGGCCACCAAUGACCCCCAAAAGGCUGUCGAGUCCUGGGCGAAGGGCCGGUUCUACUUUAUUGGGAACCCCCAAAUGGAUGACUGCUCCCUGAGAAUUACCGGGGCCAAGAAACGUGAUCAGGGGGUUUAUGAGUUCCGUAUAGAAAAGGGAAACCUGACCUACAGUUACACAAAUGACAGAGUGUUCAUCCAGGUAGAAAAUCUGACCCAGAAGCCAGAGAUCCACAUGCCAGAGAUCUUGGAACCCAGCCAAAUGGUGACCUUGACCUGUGUGGCUCCUGGAGCCUGUAGAAAUGAGACACCCAUCACUUUCUUCUGGAAUGGGACUGCUCUCUCUUCCCAGAGACUGGCCUCACCAAAUACCAGUUUCUCCAAACUCCUGUUCACCCCCCAGCCACAGGAUGAUGGCACUAAUCUUACCUGUUGGGUGACAUUCCCAAAAGCCACAGUGAGCACAGGGAGAACUGUCCAGCUCAGGGUUGCUGAUAGAGGCCCACCAAGUUCCAGUCUCUUUUUGGAAACAGUGAUGCAAGGAGCCCUGGUUGUAUUCAUCUUGGUUGCUGUGCUCUUCAUUUGCCUGGUGAUUUGCCUUGUGAAAAUGAUGAGGAGAAAACAGCCAGAGGGAGACGCGGGGGCCUCAGUGUCCAGCACCAACCAGCUCUCUAAUGGAAUCCCACUGGAUCAACAUGAGAAUUCUGUACAGCACACCAGCUCAGAGAUCCCUCCCCAAGUUGUGCUGACCCCCUGCUCACAGGAUAAGGAGGACCAGGUACAAUAUGCCUCUAUCUCCUUCCAAGCCCAGAAGCCCCAAAAGAUCUGCAAAUCAGAAGGCACAAACACUGAGUACUCAGACCUCAAGUUCCAAUGAGGAAGCUAGAAGAAGGGGUGAGGGGAAUGAUGAAAAGUGUCUGGGAUCAGAGAUCAUCCAUAAAAAAAGGUGACUAAUAAUGCUGCCAGAUGAUAUUUAUUGACUCCAUCAACAGACAUUUAUCCAUAUUAGGCGCUGUGAUGGGAAUGCAAGAGAAGGACAAGGCAUGGUCCCCCAUGAUCUUCUAAGAUGAAUAGGCA